Puccinia graminis f. sp. tritici CRL 75-36-700-3 is the source of this 411-nucleotide messenger RNA. RefSeq lists its product as uncharacterized. The transcript has a single exon. The coding region runs from base 1 to 411 and encodes 136 amino acids. NCBI's taxonomy places the organism in Eukaryota, Fungi, Basidiomycota, Pucciniomycetes, Pucciniales, Pucciniaceae. The record is from RefSeq and is a predicted model, not a curated record.
AUGCCAAGGUUUUCCCCAAAUGAGGAUUCCUCAUCAGAUGAUUUCUAUUCCUCAUCCAAUGCCUCUCCAAAAAGCCCUUCGAUCUCAUCAAAGGCCACUGGCGACUCUGAUGAAGACCACUCAGAUGAUCCCAACACAAGUGAUGAUCAGCCAGAUACCAAUAUCUUCAAUUGUAACCUAUACGGCUCAACCACGGGGUCUUCCAGCUGUUCCAACUCCAAUGACAGCAAUGAGCACCGUUCUGAUGCCGAUGAUAAAGAUGAAAACAACUCCUGCUCUGAAGAAGAUUCCUACCUGAUCAGCUCGAGUUACAACCAUUGCAAACCAUCCAACUCCAGUGAAGAAAGUGAAGAUGGCUCAGAUGCUACUGACUCUGACAAAGAGCAUGUUGACUAUUCGGCCUCAAAUUAA